Abrus precatorius (Indian licorice) is the source of this 1219-nucleotide messenger RNA. RefSeq names its product transcription factor bHLH83. The transcript has 8 exons. Gene Ontology annotation, cellular component: nucleus. Gene Ontology annotation, biological process: regulation of transcription by RNA polymerase II. Bases 114 to 1109 code for a protein of 331 amino acids. Gene Ontology annotation, molecular function: RNA polymerase II cis-regulatory region sequence-specific DNA binding; DNA-binding transcription factor activity, RNA polymerase II-specific; protein dimerization activity. NCBI's taxonomy places the organism in Eukaryota, Viridiplantae, Streptophyta, Magnoliopsida, Fabales, Fabaceae. The record is from RefSeq and is a predicted model, not a curated record.
UUGGCAGCACUGCACAAUACACAUUGCUUGCGUACGUAGCCGGCAAUAACAGAGCAUUAAGAAGCAGAACAGAAACAGAGCACGCUCACAUUCUCAUCCUCAUCAUUGCAUUAAUGGAAGCUCAAAGCCACCAAGAGAACACUGAGCAACUAGUGCCUUGUGACAGUGGAGGAACCACCAAUGAUGUCUCUCAUUCAGCUGAGGCUCAUCCAAUUCCAAACCCAAAAUUUGUGAUUGCAGCAUCUGGAAGAAAUGGGAGCCAGUGGACUUGCCUCCCAAAACCAUCUCAUAACUAUGUUGAAUAUCUUUCAGAAUCCUCAACUUAUAUGCCCAACACUUCAACUGAAUACAUGAUUGGGAACAGUUAUCUACCUGUUGGCAGCAUGAAUGAUGGUAAUGGGAUCACGGGGAUAGACAGAAACUUCUUUUACAAUGACCCAGGAAAAGCUUGUGGCUUUAAGCCUAUUGCUUCUUCAAGUAAUGACCUUGACAUAAGGAAGGUUGGUUUUUGGAGAGUUGAUGAAGGAGAGGAAACAAUUAAAGUUGAAAGUGGAAGUAGUCAAAAUCUUCUUUAUGAUGAGGGUCAUGCUUCAUGGACAGCAGAUUCAGUUGGAGAUAAGCAUAAUGGUUCACGAUUUGAUCCAAUGGUAAUGGUUGGUGCACCUUCUUUCCUUCCCAAACCAGGAUGCAGCUCCUCAAAACAGAAAACACGUGUCACUGACCGUCAACGCAGGCAACGCAUUGCUGAAAACCUCAAAGCUUUACACGAAUUGCUUCCAAAUCCAGCUGAGGGUAGUCAAGCGUACAUACUGGACGAUAUUAUUGACUAUGUCAAAUAUUUGCAACUUCAAAUAAAGGAACAAAGUGGAGGUAGGUUGCAAGCUGAAUCAACUGCUAUACCACUAGUUUUUCAUGAGGGUUAUGGCCAUUAUAUCAACCAACAGAUGCUGAAUGAACCCCUUGAGGAGAUAAUGGGAAAACUACUUGAAGAACAUUCAACGGCAGCCAGUCAGCUACUGGAGAGUAAGGGUCUUUUCUUGCUGCCCAUGAAUUUGGUUGAUGACUUGAGUGAAGCAAUGGAAAUGUUCAACGGAACUACACUUGUCUGACAAAACUUUUGUCUAUUUAUCUUAAUGUUUCUUCAGUAUGGUGAUAUCUAUUUUCAGUGUUUGGAUAAUUUCCUUCUGGACGCAUAGCAUGAGAACCAAAUUGACAUUUG